CAGUUCGCGAAAUUAACUCCAGACGAGGGAGCGUAUUGUUUUUAGCGAGGGUGAAAAAUCGGUGUUAAAACUUGUAUGUAAUUGACGUAGUUUUGAUGUUUUUGAGUUUAUUUUGUGUUUAGAGGAAGUAUUCCAUAAAAUUGAUUUGCUGACUUGAAUGGUUUAAAUCUGGAAGCGAAUAAGAGAAUGUGAGCGUGAAGAGAAGGAUUACAAGAUCGCAUACUAGAUGAAAGGCCUUAUCACAGCCCGUCGGAUGGAUUGCGGGAUUAAUUAAAUCCAGAGACAUGGUGUUAAACACCGAAUUAUCACAAGUUGAAGUAAUAGAUCUGGUAAACGACGGCAGUGGCUUAGCAUUUGGAAUUAUUGGUGGCCGCAGCACUGGCGUAGUUGUCAAAACUAUUAUACCUGGUGGUGUAGCCGAUAGAGACGGUAGACUUCAAAGUGGAGACCAUAUUUUACAAAUCGGUGAAGUGAACUUGAGAGGGCUAGGAUCCGAACAAGUUGCUGCCGUGUUAAGACAGUGUGGUGUCCACGUCCGAUUGGUGGUUGCUAGACCUAUAGAAUCAGCCAACCUGGAGUUUCAGAUGUUGAGUAGUAUGGCGCCAAUAGUACCAACUAAGAUACUCGGCGAUCCUGUCGAGUUAGAUCGUCAUCUUUCUGGAGAAGCUUUUGCGUAUCAACCCUCUCCGUCCACAUUUCACCGUGGGCCUUACAUAUAUACUGGUCAUCAUUCAGAAGUUCAAUUACAAGAAUUGGUCCCAUACCUGGCGAGAAUAGGAACAGAAAAUAAUUUUCCAGAAGCACUUCCCAUGACUUUUUCCUACCAUGAACCAGAACUUCCCGAAACUGAAACGUAUGAGGUAGAGCUCGAAAAAGAUGAUUUAGGACUUGGUAUUACUGUUGCAGGAUAUGUUUGUGAAAAAGAGGAAAUCUCGGGGAUUUUCGUUAAGAGCAUAAGUCAAGGAAGUGCCGCAGAUUUGACGCAAAACAUCAGGAUAAACGACAGAAUUGUUGAAGUGAAUGGAGUUUCUUUGAUAGGCUUCACCAAUCAUCAAGCUGUCGAAUUUUUACGAAACAGUGGUUUCAAUGUGAAAAUAAAAUUAGAAAGGUAUCUGCGUGGACCAAAAUAUGAACAGUUGCAACAAGCUAUCAAGGCAAAUGAACUUAGACCUCCUUCUCCACCUUCACCUACUUUAACUUCUUUACCGAAAGUGCCCUUGAGUAUGGUGCAAAUGGAUUAUCUUAGUAUCGAGCCGGACGGAGAAUCACGAACGAGUUUUGAGUUUGAUUCCGCUAUUCUAUUGGAGACGAUGAAUAUCGCAGAAGAGGAAAAAGAAAUUUUGAUAGGGGGCGAAAUACGAUCAUUCCAAUUCAAAAUAGAAAGUCAUGAAAUUAUUCACGAAAAAUGGAAAAAUAAGUUUGAGGAUGAUGUUGAAAUUGUGAUUGCGCAAAUGAAAAAAGAACCUACUAGUGGCUUAGGUAUAAGCUUAGAAGGAACUGUAGAUGUAGAAGGUGGACAAGAAGUUCGACCACAUCAUUACAUUAGAAACAUUCUACCAGAUGGUCCUGUCGGUCAAAAUGGAAUUCUGCAAUCUGGAGAUGAAUUGCUAGAGGUUAAUGGUAUUCAACUGCUAGGAUUGAAUCAUCUUGAAGUUGUAACGAUACUUAAACAACUGCCGUCUGUUGUCAGCAUCGUUUGUGCUCGGUAUCCAGUACAUACUCGAAUAAUUGAUACCUCGCAGCAUCCGGAAGCUUUUAGAGCAAGGAAAAUUUUGGCCGGUAGCUUACAAACUUUGAUUCCUAUCAGUGAGACCAAUCACCUUAUGAAAGCUAAAUCUGAGAGUUCUCUGUCAUCAAGUAUUAUUAGCGAAGUUAUCAGUCGGUCUAGAUCGUUAGAAGUGAUACAAGGUAUGCCCAUGUGGAACGAAGAACCAAUUGUAGUAGAAUUAGUGAAAGGGGACUAUGGACUAGGAUUUUCAAUACUGGAUUAUCAGGAUCCCCUGUAUCCUCAAAAAAACGUGAUAGUUAUUCGUUCAUUGGUGCCAGGAGGAGUGGCUCAAAGCGAUGGACGACUUAUACCUGGAGAUAGACUGCUUUCUGUGAACGAUAUUAAUGUGGAGCACUCAUCUUUAGAUGAGGCGGUUAAUGUACUGAAAGGAGCUCCUAAAGGAAUUGUGAAACUCAUUGUUGCCAAACCACUGACUUGUGGAGAUGCCGUUUCUCGUACAAGUCAGGAUACUGAGGAAGACCAUACAUGCUUAGAAGACUUUCAAGAAUGUAUAGAAGAAUUUCAAGAAUGUCUAGAUACCAUGAAUAUAUGUAUAGAUGAUGAUAAUUCGUGCAGUCAUUCAUUUAAUUCGGACGUAGAAGAUUUAGGUGAAAAAGCACCACAAUAUAACAAAAAUGAUCUUUUUAGAAGCAAUCAUAUAAAUAGAACUAAGCCAAAAUCUAAAUAUAGUGACAGUGAUGUAGACAGUAGUUUUGAUAGUGAUAAACAGACAUUGAAAAUAAAAGAAAACUGUGUUGAAUUUAAUAAACAGCUUGACAAAUUCGAAAUAUUCUCGAAAAACGACAGUCUGUUAAGUGAUAAAUUUUCAGAAAAAGACGAUUAUGAGACGUGCGUGGAGGAAUCGUGGUCAGAAGAAAUUUCUGUGGUUAAAAUAAGUAACAAUACGGAAAUCAAAUCAGUAGAAUCUUUAGUACAAAUAAAUGACACCAAUAUAAAUUGUAUACUAGAUGUUAUUGAUUCCAAUGAUGUAACUCCAACUAAUUCCAAAGUGAAUUUAGACCAAUUAUGUCAAGAAGUACCUGACACGAAUAGUAAAAUUUAUAAUACAACAGUAAAUACCGCUUCUUCGGAGCCGUGCCUAAACAAGGAUUUUGUUACAACCCACAUUCGUUUGGAUAGUAAACUUGACGACGAAUUAAAAUCUUAUGAUAAUAAUAUAAACGAUCCCGGAGAUGAGUUUUUUCUAGUUUCGUACAAUCAGCCAAAUAAAAGUAUUUUCAAAAGUUUGACCGAACUGAAUAUUAUAGGAUCCUAUGAAUUUCCAUCCAAAAGAAGCUAUAGGAAAUGUUUGAAGGAAUAUUACAACGACUACGCAGAUUGUUUGGAAGCUUAUAAAAUAUCUCUAAGCGAUACAAUGGAAAAAGAAGAAAUGUCAGACGACGAUAUAUUUAAAGAUAUAUUUCUUCCGUUCAAAAGUAAAUCUACUCCAGACAUCAUCGACAGAUCGUUCGUAAUGAUAACCUACGAUCCAGGACCUGAUUACAUGACAAGAAGAAAAUCUGCUUUUACACCCGGAUACCAAUAUAUGGAACCUGAAAUGACAGUAAUACAACCGAUAGAAAUUGAUGUAAGGGGAUGCCAAGUCGAGGAAAUGUUGCAAAAACACUGGGGAUCUACUCACACGGUGCACUUAUUUAGAGAGCCAAACAAAAGUCUAGGCAUCAAUAUUGUCGGCGGAAAGGUUGAUUUGCAGGUAUCCAAACAAUCGCCAGAUACGCUUUUGGGAAUUUUCGUGAAAAGUGUUGUACCCAACAGUCCCGCUGGUAAAACUGGAAUGUUUAAGGUUGGUGAUAGAAUACUAGAAGUUAGCGGAAUCGAUUUGAGAGAAGCGACCCAUGAAAAGGCCGUUCAAGCAAUACGGAAUGCCUCAAAUCCGGUUACUUUUAUCAUACAAUCCCUUAUACCGUGGAAAAUCACAGAUAACGAUACCAAAGAAAAUGGUUGCACAUCUCCAUUUCCAUCGCCAGUUAGUAAUAGAAGCAGCGCCAGUUAUAACAAAGAAAACAACCAAAUAAAAGAAAUAAAUGGAAACACACCACGAUUCAAAGGAACGGACGAAAUAAUUUCUAAUGAAAUCCAAUUGUCUAAAACUGCUACUCAAGUCGAACACCCUGCUACUGAUGACCCUUCGAUGGGGGCCAACCUCAACGUAGUAAUUACUCAAGUAACACCAAUCCACGCUCCAUUAUCCACAAACAUAAACACAAAUACAUUUAAUGAAGAUGUUGGUGAUAAACUUGACAACGAAUUUCAAGAAAACGAAAAAGAACAUCAAAAGUCGACAUCUCCAGCUAUAUAUGAAUCGGAAAGUGAAGAAGACGAUGAUGAAGAAGACGACGUUCGGGAACUGGAAGGAAGGACUGUCUCCGCCAAGGGGUAUGCGAUUGAUAGAGCAAGUGCUGGAAACGUUAAAAGAACUAAAGAAGAAAUAAUUGCAGAUACUGAAGCAGAAGAUGAUUAUGGUUACACGAUGAAUAAAGUGAAGAAGAAAUAUGCUAGCUUGGGUAAUAAUAUCCUCAUGGUACAAUUGGAACGCUCCAAUCAAGGAUUGGGUCUGAGUCUAGCUGGCCAUAAGGAUCGAAAUUGUAUGGCCGUUUUUGUUUGUGGACUUAACCCGAAGGGAGUCGCAUAUAAAACGGGAAGCAUACAAAUCGGAGAUGAGAUAUUAGAGGUGAAUGGUGUUGUAUUACACGGUCGGUGCCACCUUAAUGCAUCGGCUAUUAUUAAGGGCCUAUCAGGACCAACAUUCAAAGUUAUUAUAUUAAGGCGAAAAACUGCCAUAGAUGAUAUUGCCGUCAAGCCUAUCACACAGUUCCCAGUUUCACUAGCAGAAGAGGCCUCCGAAGAACAAUUUAGUGCUAGCUAUCCGAAUGUGCGCACCGUGGCUGUUAAAAAGCAACCCAACCAGAGUCUAGGAAUUAUGAUAAUAGAAGGCAAACAUGCAGAAGUGGGACAAGGUAUCUUCAUAUCCGACAUUCAAGAAGGGAGCUCGGCAGAGAAGGCUGGUCUUGAAAUAGGGGAAUUAAUCUUAGCAGUGAAUAAAGAUUCUUUAGUUGGCUCCAAUUAUGAAACAGCAGCAAAUUUGUUAAAGAGAACGGAAGGUUUGGUUACACUGGUUGUUUCCAAUCCUGGUAAAAAAGAUCCAGCAUCAUCUUCCACGCUGGUUCCAAAUAUUUCGUCCAAUAGCAUAGAAAAUAAAAAUGCUACUUCUAAACCUUCCACCUUGAAAGCAACGACACCAUCAUCUAGACCUACUACACCUGUACCUGAACCUCCAGCAGAUCCUCUAACAUGUUCUAUAAUCCCCGGUAAAGACACUACUAUUGAAAUUGCUUCGGACAACAAAGGACUAGGCGUCUUUUUUGUCGGAGGAAAAGACACUCAAAUUCAGAAUGCUAUAAUUAUAGUGGAAAUAUAUCCGGGUGGUUCAGCAGAUAUAGAUAAACGUCUGCAACCUGGUGAUAAUAUUUUAGAUGUAAAUGGUACAUCUUUGAAAGACGUCUCCCACACAACUGCUUCCCAAGCUUUAAGACAAACACUGCCAAAGAUGAAAAUCGUUGUUUAUCGACCUAACACAAUUGUAUACAGUCCCAUCGAAACUGAAUUAGUUAAGAAACCAGGAAAAGGAUUAGGAAUAAGUGUGGUUGCAAGGAAAUCCGGUAAAGGAGUAUACAUAGCCGAUAUUAUCAGCGGCAGUGUAGCAGAAUUAGACGGUAAAAUAGCUAGAGGCGAUCUAUUAAUAUCCGUGAACGGACAUAACGUCGAAAAUGUUAGCGGAGAAGAAGCUGGGGCCAUUUUGAAGACUGCCACGGGAAGAGUUUCUCUAAAACUAAAUAGAUACAAACCUACAACGAGAUAAUUCAUCUAUGUUCAAUCUGUUAUCUAAUAUAUCGCAUCCUAAGAUUUCAGUAACGAAAUUACUUGUUACUAAUGAUGAAUGUGUGUGAGUUUCCAAGCAUAUUGCCAUAAUUUCCAUAAGUACACAUAUUCGUUGCGAUUUCUCAUCAAUUCGACUUGAAACCCGAAAGCUAUAGAAAUACAUCCUGAAAGUAACAAACUUAUUCUAUCCAAAGCAACAAUAUCAAAAUAAAUUACAAAUACUAAUGAAUGAAACAUAGUAUCUUAUAGCUUAAAACAGUUGAGUAAGUGACAAGGUAUAUUUCGUUUUCGAAAUACUGGGUAAACUGUAUAGUAGAAAAUAAGUGUUCAAAUGUUUAUUUCCGGCUGUUAAAAUAAAACAUUCAAAUUAUUUGCUUCUCAAUAGAAGUUCGGUCAGUUGGAAAUCAUAUUUUGAACCUUUAUAUAAAUAUUUUUAUUUAUUGUUAAGGCUCUAUGACAACCAAAUAAGUUUCAAAGUACAUUUUAGUGGUCAAGUUUCAUAUAAUAAAUCUUAGUGAUAUUAGAAUCCAGAAUAAAUUCAAAUAUUUUUAAAGUUAAAUAUAGAAAUUGGUUAUUAUCUAUCGGUUGUGGCAAAAAAACACUGUUUCUUCUCCAUUGUGAGAAUUGAAAAAUUUAGAAACACUUGUUAUGUGAUAUAUAUUUAGUUUUCUUAGAUAAAUUACCUAUAGAUUAUGUUAAAAUGAAGUAGAACAUUUAAAUAUUAGUUCAAUAAAUAUUGCAAAUUUAGUAAAAUA
Messenger RNA from Diorhabda sublineata, 6423 nucleotides. RefSeq lists its product as uncharacterized. Bases 285 to 5648 code for a protein of 1787 amino acids. NCBI's taxonomy places the organism in Eukaryota, Metazoa, Arthropoda, Insecta, Coleoptera, Chrysomelidae. The transcript is spliced from 33 exons. Gene Ontology annotation, molecular function: protein binding. The record is from RefSeq and is a predicted model, not a curated record.